GAGGAUAGGCGGUCGAAGCCGUGCAAGCGCGGCUCUCGCCAUGCCAUCAUGUCCUCUACUCGCUUACCUCCUGUAGCGCUAACCCUCAAACAGUUCAUGAGAAGGCAACAAGUCCUCCUUCUAUAUAGAAAGAUUUUACAAGCAAUUCGCCAGGUACCAAAUGAACGUGACCGCAAGUAUCUACAGAACUGGGCAAGGGAAGAAUUCAAAAGAAAUAAGAGUGCCACAGAAGAGGUAAGGAUGGUCAAGAGCUCAACCUGGUGGCGGCAGGCCCCACUUUCACUACUGUCCAGCUUCUUUUCAGUGAUUGGAUAUAAUCCGAAUGAUGAUCACUCAAGGAAAUCUGCAACUGAAAGAACUGGAGAAAACAUUAAAUUUGGCAAAAGUGUAACUUCAUAAUUUCCCCAAAGGUUUUUCAAAAUCUAUGUUGGAGUACUACAAGAUAAAUGGAGUUUAAAACUCAUUGCAAGGAGUAGAAAGCUAAUGUGUUUGUAACAACCUUUGCCUGGUGAUGAUCCCACUACAGACUCAAAGAACGUGCUACAUUUGUGCAAAAUAGCCUCAUAUGGACCCAGACUUGUGUUAAGAAGAAAAUAAAGAGCAUCUUGGGAGUUGCCUUAGCAGUGAACAGUACAUACCAAGGAUAUGUUUUAUUAUUUUGGAUAUGCUAGUCAGUUUUCAUGAGAAAUAACACUACCAAAACAUAACAUAUUGAUAAAAAAAAAAUUAAAAAUGUGGUUUCUUGCAUGUUA
Antechinus flavipes (yellow-footed antechinus) is the source of this 752-nucleotide messenger RNA. It is a transcript of the gene LYRM2, whose product is annotated as LYR motif containing 2. Gene Ontology annotation, cellular component: mitochondrion. The record is from RefSeq and is a predicted model, not a curated record. Bases 49 to 399 code for a protein of 116 amino acids. NCBI's taxonomy places the organism in Eukaryota, Metazoa, Chordata, Mammalia, Dasyuromorphia, Dasyuridae. The transcript has 3 exons.